This is a messenger RNA of Rotaria sp. Silwood1, 1023 nucleotides long. NCBI's taxonomy places the organism in Eukaryota, Metazoa, Rotifera, Eurotatoria, Philodinida, Philodinidae. The record is from the annotation of a GenBank genome assembly.
AUGGAUCAAUUGAACUCAACAGUGUCUUCAUUGUUGGAUGCAAAUUUGAUUGCAACAAUAGAUUAUAUCACACUUCAACUCGUUCGCUACUUUUCUAUUUUUAUUUUUCUUUUUGGUUUGAUUGGAAAUAUUCUUAAUGUUUUGGUUUUAUCUCAAAGAGCAUUUCGUUCUAAUCCAUGUGCUGUACUUUUUUUAUUCUCAUCAGUGGUGAAUUUUAUUGCUAUCCUUUCUGGUCUUCUUUCUCGAAUAUUGUCUGGUUGGGGAGCUGAUCUAACAGCAACAAAUCGUGUCUUUUGUAAACUUCGUGGCUUUGUUGUCAAUAUUACAAGAUCAGUAGCAAUUUGAACAUCCUAUACUAGUGAUAGAUUAGAAAACGAAGAGUAUAGUCAUUAUGGUCCAGCAAAACGAGUAAUAUCUCAAACUUCUCAAGAAAGCUUUGAAAUUUUCUAUGAAAUUCACAAUGGUUUUACAUCAGACCAAAUAUCAAUUAUUGAAAAUGCUUUACAAAUCGUUGUUGAUAGAUUAUUUAAACCAGAAAUUUUACAAAAUAUGUAUCAAAUUUGUGAUACAUCUGGUUGUUUCAUAAAACAAGAAGUAUUGUCACACUCAAAUCUAAUGCAAAAUUCAAUUUAUGACAAUGAAUAUCUUUUAUUACAUUAUCAAUUCAUGGGUCUGAAAGCCGAAAGUAAACAUGGUGGAAUUCCCAUUCUCAAUAUUUAUCCCAUUCAUGAAAAAGAUAAAAAAGAAAAGAAUAAUUCUCUUCCGUGUGUUUUUUGUAUUUCUCAUGGAUCAUCAGUUUUAAUUGAUGGUGAAUUCAAAAUUGAAUUAAAUCAAGAUGAACUUAAUGGAUCAGUAAAAAACACUUCAAAUGCCUUAUUUUGGGCUGGAGAAAUUGUUUAUGAAAUGCUUCGUAAUUUAGGUCAUCAACCCGAUGAUAUUUGUUACACAAAUAAAUCACAAAUUAAUGUUUUUAAACAAUGUUUUCUAUAUAAUGGAAACUAUAUUCCUAUUAAAAAUAAAUAA